CUGACGUAGGACACAGAAGUCAUGGUAGGCAGAGUUAUAAAAGUCCCGUUCACCUGCGCAGAUUCAGUAUAUCAACGGCCAGUCUUCUUGUCCUACAAUACUCGCUACAUCUGAUAUCACCAGCUUCUCAAUAUCUCUUUCCAUCAAGAUGCGCUCGGCAAUGAGCUUCGCCGCAAUGGCGCUUGCCGCAGGUGCAAUUGCUGCUCCGACGAGCACGAUCGCCAAACGCCAACUUAGCUUUGUGGACAUUCCAACAGGCUAUCUGCAAGGCUUCAAGAAUCCGACCGUACAGUCGUCAGCCGGAGGCCAAGCCAUUUGUAUAUCAGGCAUGGUGGACGUCACCGCGUCUGCGAACAACAUCCAAAUCAAGCUUCCAGACCCUACAAAUCAGACCGAGGUCAGCGAGCGUAUAGCCGAGUUUCUUCAAGUCAACUCGACGCUCGGUCAGCAAGCCCUCGGUGGUCCCAACCCUGUCAAUGGAACUUUUGGGAUAUACUCGCAGCUCUGCUUCCCUGCCGCCACCGGCACGAUCAAUGCUACAACCAUUGAGUUCCUCAUACACGGUGCCGGCCUCGACCGAACUUACUGGAACACCGCGCCAGGCUACUCCUACGUUGACUAUGCUGCCCAGCAAGGAUACACGACUUUCUUUUACGAUCGUCUUGGUUGGGGUCUCUCAGAUCAUCCCGAUGGGACACAGAUCGUACAGCUUCCGCUUCAGGUUGAGAUCGCGCACGAGCUCAUCCAACUUCUGCGUACCGGUGGCAUCGCCAAUCAGACCUUCGAGUACGUCGUAGGCGUUGGACACUCUUUCGGCAGCUCCCAGACCAACAGACUCACGGCACUACACCCAGAUGACCUUGACGCAGCGGUUUUGACAGGCUUUUCGACCGACAAUAGUGGCAUGGCAGCCGGUUUCGCCGGGUUCGGUCUGAGUAUCGCCUCACAGAUUAACCCUCUUCGGUUUUCGGAUCGAUCAAAUAGUUACCUUACCGGUCCUACCAUCGAGGGUACUCAACCAUUCUUCUUCCGAUGGCCGGGCUUUGACGUUGCAGUUCUUGAUAUCGCCGAGGAAACCAAGGCGGGGAUCACUUGGGGCGAGUUCUUCGUCAAUGGUCAAUCGGUCGCCAGUAACUUCACUGGGCCUGUAGAUGUGGUCAACGGCGAAUCCGACUUGCCGAACUGUCACGGUAACUGUCUGAUACCGUCCAACAAACUCACUACUGUCAAGGAUGCAUACUACCCGGCUGCGAGCUACUUCAGCUGGUAUAUUGGGCCGGAUGCUGGACAUGCAUUGAACCUCCACUAUGCAGCACCUGGGGCAUAUGAGCAUAUUCACAAUUUCCUCAGGACACAUGGAUUGUAAGGUGCAGACAUUGUAAGGGAGUGGCAGAAUAGUCCGUGAGUGAGCGAAUGAGGCACAUGUCAGGAGGUUCUGCUCAGUCAAAAGCUAUGUGGCAGUAAUGAGGUCAGACGUUAUGUUUAGCUAUCUUUCUUUCGCACAAUAAUCCCAGGGUAUGAUCUCUUCAGCCUGAUUUUUCAUUCAAAGUCUCAAUCGCGGAGCGUCAGCGACUUGUGUUGAAUUGGCGGUC
This is a messenger RNA of Exophiala viscosa, 1592 nucleotides long. RefSeq names its product Alpha/Beta hydrolase protein. The record is from RefSeq and is a predicted model, not a curated record. Lineage: Eukaryota; Fungi; Ascomycota; Eurotiomycetes; Chaetothyriales; Herpotrichiellaceae. Bases 149 to 1366 code for a protein of 405 amino acids. The transcript has a single exon.